AGCUCUUCCUUUAUGAACAAAUCUAUGAAAAAAUUGAUGAAUAACAAUCACACAGGAGUACACUCUUAAUAAGUCAAAAGCAAUUAGCUUCUUCUAUCCUACCGUCUAAACAAUCAGGACAACAAUCACACACUACUCUUAACUUUCCGCAAACAUGAGGAGAAUCUUCUUCCCACACCUUAACUACCUCAUCAUCAUUCUUAUUAGCUUCAUCUUCAUCACUAUAUCAACCUCCUCGGAUACUUUAACCGGAACACAAAUCCUCACAACCAACCAAACCCUGUUGUCACAAAACCAAACCUUCGUGCUGGGCUUCUUCAGAGUUUCCGACACCAACUAUUACCUUGGAAUAUGGUAUAACAACAUCAAUCCUCAAACAAUAGUUUGGGUUGCAAACAGAGACAACCCCAUUGAUAACUCCACGGGCUAUCUUAUGAUUGGAGACAACGGAAACCUUGUCCUCCUCAAUUCAUCCGGGAACCCUGCAUGGUCCUCCAACCAAACCAACGCCAAGAAUCCAGUUCUCCAGCUCCUUGAUACUGGUAACCUUGUUCUCAAAGAUUCAUCAGACAAGAUCAGUAGUAGCUACUUAUGGCAGAGCUUCGAUUACCCAACAGAUACCUUGUUACCGGAGAUGAAGAUCGGUUGGAACUUGGACACAGGAACGGAGAAGCACUUAACAUCAUGGAAAGUCAAAGGUGAAGACCCUUCAAGCGGUGACUACACUAUGAAGGUAGAUUACCAUGGUUUACCUGAGAUUCUCCUCAGCAAAAACCAAACAAUAAUAUGCCGAAGUGGUCCUUGGAAUGGUGAGAGAUUCAGUGGGCAUCCGGCGAUGAAAGAUAACACCUAUGGUCUCAAGUUCAAUUUCACUUAUGAUGUGCACAGUGUGUUUUUCUCUUUUUCCAUUACAAAAUCUUCCUUGUUGUCUAGAACAAUUGUGACAUCUGAUUCUGAUGGUGAGUUUCAACGCUACAUGUGGAUACAAGGAAGUUGGAACCAGUUCUGGUACCUUCCAGCGGAUCAAUGCGAUUACUAUGGACAGUGUGGUCCGUAUGGAGUGUGUGACAAUGAUGCUUCGCCGAUUUGCACUUGUAUGCAGGGGUUCAGGCCUAAGAACCAGGAAGCUUGGAACUUGAGAGAUGGGUCUGAUGGGUGUGUGAGGAAUACGGGUUUGAAUUGUUCCACUGACAAGUUCUUGCAUCUUGAGAACAUGAAGCUGCCGGAGACAAGCAGCGUGUUUAUGAAUAAGAGUAUGACACUUGAUGAAUGUGGGAGUUUGUGUAAGAGAAAUUGUUCAUGCACUGCCUAUGCAAACAUCUACAUCACAAAUGGAGGAAGUGGCUGUGUUAUGUGGCUUAGCCAACUCUUUGACAUGAGCGUCUACCGUACGGAUGGUCAAGAUCUCUAUGUCAGAUUGGCAGCUGCUGAUAUAGGAUCUACUAGCUCCAACAAGAAUCAUAGAGUAGUACAGGCUGUUGGCAUCACACUUAUUGUUUUAGUUUUGGGAUUGGUUGCUAUUUGUUACCUAAUGAAGAAGAGUAAACAAAGAUCUAGAGCCGCUAUUCCAGGUUUUGUCCGCAGAAGUCAUGAUUGGAUAAUGAAUGAGGUGGUGUUUUCUAGAAAACACUUACGUGAUGAAAGGAACAUGGAUGAUCUGGAAUUGCCAAUGUUUGAUUUCGAUACCUUAACAAUGGCUACAAACAAUUUCUCUCAAGAUAAUAAACUUGGAGAAGGAGGCUUCGGUAGAGUUUAUAGAGGAAGAUUGAUUGAAGGCCAAGAAAUUGCUGUGAAGAGAUUAUCAAAGAAAUCUGGACAAGGAAAUGAAGAGUUCAAGAAUGAAGUCAAGUUAAUUGUCAAGCUGCAACACCAAAAUCUUGUUCGGUUGCUUGGUUGCUGCAUUGAGAAGGAUGAGAAGAUGUUGGUGUAUGAGUAUUUGGAAAAUAGAGGCCUUGAUUCCAUUUUAUUUGGUAGUAUUGUUUAUUUCAAUAUUUUCUUCUUUCUGAUUAUGAUCUAUAUUUGUUUUGCUCUUAUCCUUAGUUUAUAUGUAUUAAUAAUAACUAAUGUUGCAGACAAAUCGAAAAGACCCUUGCUUGAUUGGGAAAGACGUUUCAAUAUUAUCUAUGGGAUAGCUAAAGGGCUUCUUUAUUUGCAUCAAGAUUCGAGAUAUCGAAUUAUUCAUAGAGAUCUCAAGACAAGUAACAUAUUAUUAGAUAAUGAAAUGAAUCCAAAAAUAUCAGACUUUGGAAUCGCUAGAAUUUUUGACAAAAAUCAAAUGCAAGCAAAAACAUUAAGAAUUAUUGGAACAUAUGGUUAUAUGUCUCCUGAAUAUGCUAUGGACGGAAACUUCUCAAUAAAAUCUGAUGUUUUUAGCUUUGGAGUUAUGGUAUUAGAGAUUAUAACCGGAAAAAAGAAUAGAGAGUUUUACAGUGAUAACAAUGAAUUGAAUCUUCUAGGAAAUGUAUGGAGGCAUUGGCAUGAAGGAACUGCACUGACACUAAUUGAUCCAUCCAUUGGCAAUUCAUACGCAGAAUCUAAAGUUAUGAGAUGCAUACAUAUUAGUCUCUUAUGUGUACAAGAACGUGCAGAAGAUAGACCAACAAUGUCUUCAGUGAUCUUAAUGUUGAGUAGUGAAGCUCCAUCAAUGCCAAAACCUAAAAUUCCUGGAUUUUCCGCAAGGACAAAUUAUCCAGAGAUUGAUUCAUCUUCAAACAAGCAAAAUGAUAUCUGGAGUGUGAAUCAAGUCACAAUCACAAUGUUAGAUGCUAGGUAGUUUAUAACGAAUGAUAUCAUCCACUAUUUCUGUAUAUAUUCUUAAAAAAAAAAAGAGGGACAAAUUCUACUUCCAUUUAUGGUUCUUUUUAUU
Arachis stenosperma is the source of this 2866-nucleotide messenger RNA. RefSeq names its product receptor-like serine/threonine-protein kinase SD1-8. Bases 155 to 2773 code for a protein of 872 amino acids. Gene Ontology annotation, molecular function: protein serine/threonine kinase activity; ATP binding. Gene Ontology annotation, biological process: recognition of pollen; protein phosphorylation. The record is from RefSeq and is a predicted model, not a curated record. The transcript has 6 exons. Lineage: Eukaryota; Viridiplantae; Streptophyta; Magnoliopsida; Fabales; Fabaceae.